Messenger RNA from Brienomyrus brachyistius, 3011 nucleotides. Its product is annotated as citrate synthase, mitochondrial-like. Gene Ontology annotation, biological process: carbohydrate metabolic process; citrate metabolic process; tricarboxylic acid cycle. The transcript has 11 exons. NCBI's taxonomy places the organism in Eukaryota, Metazoa, Chordata, Actinopteri, Osteoglossiformes, Mormyridae. The coding region runs from base 108 to 1514 and encodes 468 amino acids. Gene Ontology annotation, cellular component: mitochondrial matrix. The record is from RefSeq and is a predicted model, not a curated record.
UACGCGCGGGCCUGGAUCCGUUCCCGAUAGCACUACUGCAGUGGGGCACCUUCACUGACUGAGGCGGGAACGGCCAGCUGCAGGAGACAUUUGCCUACAGGUUCAUCAUGUCGCUCUUCAUUGUCGGCAGGGCAGCACCUAGGCUCCUCAGGUCAAAGAAUGCUGCUUGUGUCUCUGUAGCUUCUAGAAGCGUCACAUCAUCCACAAACCUAAAGGACAUCCUGGCCGAUCUCAUCCCCAAAGAACAGAGCCGGGUCAAGAAUUUCAAGCAGCAAUAUGGAAAAACCAAUAUUGGCCAGAUCACUGUGGACAUGGUUUACGGAGGGAUGAGAGGCAUGAAGGGCCUGGUGUACGAGACAUCUGUCCUGGAUCCUGAUGAGGGAAUCCGUUUCCGUGGCUACAGCAUCCCAGAAUGCCAAAAGCUACUGCCCAAAGCAUCCGGAAGUCACGAACCACUACCUGAGGGCCUGUUUUGGCUGUUGAUCACUGGCCAAGUGCCUACAGAAGAACAGGUGAGCUGGCUGUCGAAGGAGUGGGCCAAGAGAGCGGCGCUUCCAUCCCACGUGGCCACCAUGCUGGACAACUUCCCCACCAACCUGCACCCGAUGUCCCAGUUUAGUGCCGCAAUCACUGCCCUGAACAGUGAGAGCACCUUCGCCCAUGCCUACUCGGAGGGUGUCAGCAAGACCAAAUACUGGGAGUUUAUUUACGAGGACUCCAUGGACCUGAUCGCCAAGCUGCCGUGCGUCGCAGCAAAGAUCUACCGCAAUCUCUACCGCGAGGGCAGCGGCAUUGGUGCCAUCAACCCCAAUCUGGACUGGUCCCACAACUUCACCAACAUGCUGGGCUACAGCGACCCACAGUUCACGGAGCUGAUGCGGUUGUAUCUUACCAUUCACAGUGACCAUGAAGGUGGCAACGUCAGUGCCCAUACAUCUCACCUUGUGGGCAGUGCUUUGUCUGACCCCUACCUCUCCUUCAGUGCCGCCAUGAAUGGAUUGGCUGGGCCUCUGCAUGGACUGGCCAAUCAGGAGGUGCUAGUGUGGCUGACGGCCCUGCAGAAGGAGUUGGGAGGGGAGGUGUCCGAUGAGAAGCUGAGGGACUACAUCUGGAACACGCUGAAGUCUGGGAGGGUGGUCCCAGGUUACGGGCACGCGGUCCUGAGGAAGACGGAUCCUCGGUACACCUGUCAGCGUGAGUUCGCCCUGAAGCACCUGCCAAAUGACCCCAUGUUCAAGCUGGUGGCCCAGCUAUACAAGAUCGUGCCCAACGUGCUGCUGGAGCAGGGCAAGGCCAAGAACCCCUGGCCCAAUGUGGAUGCCCAUAGCGGGGUCCUGCUGCAGUACUAUGGCAUGACAGAGAUGAACUACUACACCGUGCUGUUCGGUGUAUCCCGGGCGCUGGGCGUCCUGGCCCAGCUGGUGUGGAGCAGAGCACUGGGCUUUCCCCUGGAGCGCCCCAAGUCCAUGAGCACCGAUGGGCUGAUGGCCAUGGUGGGAGCCAAGUCUGGUUAGAGCUGUCAGGAAAGGAAAGAAUAUACUUGUACUUCAGAGGAGGCAGGGUGCUUUAAAAAGAGAACCUGUGUGUGUGUGUGUGUCCGUCCACAUUUGAGGGUAAUAAUUUUACACUUACUAUAUCAACGAUUUUUUUACCCCCAUAGAGCACUGUCAGAUUGUGUAACUCUCACCAGUCUUUCAUAAGCUGAGGCCACCACUGGCCGUCCAUCCAGAACUUCUGCAUGCUUUGAUUGGUGGGACUGACAUGAUGCGGGGGAACUUGCAGAAGCGAUCUUGGAGUCCAGCUUGGAAACGUUUUUUGAAGGCCAGCUGAAAUGUUAUUACUGUUUACUGAAGGCCACAUUGCAUUAGUGUUCGGUCCCUGACUUUUAUUUAUUUAUUUUUAAUUGCUAUAACUGUCUGUACUCGGUUGUCAUGCUGCAUUUGAGUUGCACUUAUCAUAAAACUACCCAUUGUUAAGAUGCGGAUUUUCUGGAUAACCGAUAUCAGAAUUGUAUCGGUUUUAUUUGUGGAAGAGAGUAUUUGGUUUAAAGCUUAUAUUUAGAUCUUAUAUUUACAGUCCUUUUUAUAUCUUAUUUUUUAAUGAGGUGGGAGUGAAGGAGUGGCUGAAGAUCCCAAAUGUAACUCAAAGCCCACAGGAAAUUACUUUUGACAAAUUUUGACAAAAUAAUGAAGCCUUAUCAAAGUAAUACAUAAAUCUACAAUCACAAUUGGUGUAUUUUUCUUGUUUUGUGAAUGGCUCACUGAUACGUUACAGGUGAAAGCAUAUAGGAUUCAAAGUCGGGUUUACUACUUUUAUUUAUUUAAGUGUGAUACUCCACUUAGUGUGAUGUCUUAUGCAGUUGUUCAGAGACGUUUUAUAGCAAGAACGAGGCUUUAUUUUUAUAUGGUCAGAUUGUCUUUUGCAGUUUAAACAGUGUGAGGAUCGGGGUUUUAAAAAUGGGAAUAAAAAUCGUGAGGCUGAUUCUGACUUUGCUACAGUAUCUCUGAAAGUGACUGGGGGAUUACAGCAUGUUCAGCUUUAAUGUACAUAACACUCCCUGGGCAGUGCGGCUGUGUCUCCCCAGUCCGGAUAAGUGCUGGCUCUCACCACUCCCAGCUUAAAUGGCCUUUUGGUUUCAGAAGGAGGUGGGACUCAUGCACCUAAUACACUCCAUUCUUUCUUGCAUAUAGUCAGAUUUACUAUGAUCUCAUUGAAGGUCUGUCUGAUGUUGCUACAACAGGCUACGGUGCAUUGGGUGCUACUUUUCUGUGGGUUAUUUUAUGUUGCUGUGUGUCUUAUGUUGUCCGCUGUCUAUGUUCUACCCUGUAUAAAGGAGAAACCUGCAGGGUGUUCUGUAUUGGAAUGAAAUGGAAGUAGUUUGGUAAAAAGUAGGACUGAAAGUCUAGCUUGACUAACUUUGAUGUUACAAAAAAAACAGAGUUUUGGGCCUUGGAAUUGGGGUGGAAAUGGAAUAAAAAACCUGGAAAUACAAAUAAAUGUUUUUAUUAUCA